Stegostoma tigrinum is the source of this 5549-nucleotide messenger RNA. It is a transcript of the gene tbc1d15, whose product is annotated as TBC1 domain family, member 15. Gene Ontology annotation, molecular function: GTPase activator activity. Bases 72 to 2078 code for a protein of 668 amino acids. The record is from RefSeq and is a predicted model, not a curated record. The transcript is spliced from 17 exons. Gene Ontology annotation, biological process: activation of GTPase activity. Lineage: Eukaryota; Metazoa; Chordata; Chondrichthyes; Orectolobiformes; Stegostomatidae.
UAGACGGCGGGCGCAGCCUUACUGUUUCCCUUCUCGCCGCACGUGACCGCGCCGACGUCACCGGCGACAACAUGGCGGCAGCGCCCAAGGUUGUGUAUGAACAAGAUGGAGUAUUUAUUCAUUUGUGCUCUGAAAGAAUUGGUGAACAAGAUACACUUCCGGGAAUACUGAGGUUGAUUGAUAAGGGUACAGGAGCUGUUGUGGAUUGGUCACCAGUGGAUGACUCUCUGGAUCUUUCAAACAUUUUUUGUGCAGGCAAGGAUUCCAGUUCAGUUGUUGAAUGGAGCCAAUGUCCAAAAGAAAAAUCUUCCAGGAGUACUAUGCGCCAAAACAGUUGUGAAGCUGAAUGGGACAUGGUUAAUACAGUUACUUUCAAAAAGAAACCCUUUAUAAAUGGUGAUGAUGAUUCAACAUAUAACAUGAAUAAGAGAAGUAAAUGGGCAUUCUCCUUCAAUCUGACUGACCUGAAAUCCAUUAAAAAAAAUUCAGAAGGCAUGGGCUGGUCAUUCAUGGUGUUUUGUCUUUGGGAUGAUACCUUUCUGCCAGCUCUUCAUUUCCAUCAUGGAGGCAGCACGAUUCUGCUGCAGUGCCUUAAGAGAUAUGUUCUUCUUAGUGAAUCAUCUCAUGAUGACAGAGUACUCCUUGUUGCAUACAAUAGUAAGGCACUCUCUCAGUCUUUUGAAAACUUGUUUGAAGAGAACGCAGUUGGCUUGGUGCAAAAAUUCAAGAAGGAUCCAUAUACAACAACAUUAGGAGGCUUUUCAAAAGUUACAAACUACCUUAUGUAUGCAUUUCGAGGUUAUGAUGUCACAUCCCAACAAAGACCUGCAUCUGAAAUAGAUCUCACUGAAUCUAUUUCGGGCCUGGAAAUUAACCAUCAGGAGGAGCCAGGUUUUGAAGUCAUCACACGAAUUGAUCUUGGAACAAGGCCUGAAAUUCAAAGAGGAGAACCAGUUUCCAUUGAGAGGUGGUCACAAUGCAUGGACGCAGAAGGAAAAGUCCUAGAUCCAGACAAUGUGAAAAAAAUGAUAUUCAAGGGGGGUCUUUGCCAUGCAGUAAGAAGAUUGACCUGGAAAUUUCUUCUAAAUUAUUUCCCAUGGGAUAGUUCAAAAGAAGAUAGAAGAUUGUUAGCCAAAAGAAAAACAGAUGAGUACUUCAGGAUGAAGCUUCAAUGGAAAUCAGUCAGCAAAGAACAAGAGAAAAGAAAUACCAGAUUGAAAGAUUACAAGAGUCUUAUAGAGAAAGACGUCAACAGAACAGAUAGAACAAAUCCUUUUUAUGAAGGGCAUGAAAAUCCUGGAUUGAUUUUAUUGCAUGACAUAUUAAUGACCUACUGCAUGUAUGAUUUUGAUCUUGGGUACGUUCAAGGAAUGAGUGACUUGCUUUCUCCCAUACUGUAUGUCAUGGAAAAUGAAGUGGAUGCGUUUUGGUGCUUUGUUGCUUUCAUAGAACAAAUGCAUUGCAAUUUUGAGGAGCAAAUGCAAGGCAUGAAAACAGAAUUAUCCCAGCUUAGUACAUUAUUAAAGUUGCUUGACCUUGGGUUCUGGAAUUAUCUUGAAUCUCAAGAAUCUGGAUAUCUGUACUUCUGCUUCAGAUGGCUUCUGAUUCGGUUCAAAAGAGAGUUCAGCUUUCAAGAUACUCUUAGACUCUGGGAGGUUAUGUGGACUGGAUUACCUUGCCAGAAUUUUCAUCUGUUGAUAUGCUGUGCUAUACUAGACUCUGAAAAACAGAAGAUAAUGGAAGACCAUUAUGGCUUUAAUGAAAUUCUAAAGCACAUCAAUGAACUUUCUUUGAAGUUGGAUGUAGAAGAAGUACUUUGUAAAGCAGAGGCAAUUUACUGUCAAAUGAUGAAAUGUAAGGAUUUGCCGCAGGCUGUUGGAGAAAUUCUUGGCCUAAAGGAUAGCACAGUUAUAACCCCUGAUUUGGAAAUUAGUGCAUCUGAUACAGGGGUUCCCAAAAAUUCCUGGCGGGCAAACCAUUCAGAUUUUGCAGUGGCUUCCUUUACGCAGACAAACGAAAACUUAGCUGAACAUACGGACGCUGCUCAGAAUGGGCACAAGACAACCGCUGUAGAUUGAAGCUGAAAUCUGAAAUUUUGUAACCCCAGCCAAGUGACAUGCCACAAUUUGUUUACUUUUUUGCAAAAGUCUUCGUAGAUAACAUAUCAGUAUUUGGAACGAUCAGUGGGUCUUGAUAUAUUUAAGACAAGAAAGUGCAAGAUUAGUAUGGGGAAAUUCCCCUGUUGUAAUUCCAAAUGUUUUUACAAAACGAAUGCAAAGAAAGUGUACUUUUUCUAUUUACUUAAAACCAUGAGGGCCUUCAUAUGGAAAUGCAUUUUUCAUACUUCCUCAUGUCAAGCAUGAAUGUUGAAGAAUGGUAAUGAGGUUUUGUUUCAUUUUAAGAAAAUAACAAUUACUUUGUUAAUUCAUGAAUGCAUAUCUAAUUAGUAUCUGUGAUUUUAUUGAAAGAGGGUUUUCUCUCAAAAAUUGCUUCUGAAAUCAAAGAAAUUUUUGUGGUCUGAAUAAAAUUUAUAAUUAGCUUGUCCAAUCCAAAUAGGUGCUUAAUGCCUGUCUAAAAUGAGCACUUGAUGUUAUAUUUCAUCUUGAUCAAGAUUUAGGAAAACAAACAUUGUGGGUGGAGGGUUUUGGAUAAUGGUCAGCUAUUGGUUAAGUCUUCACAAAGCUUCACCAGACAAAUUUAUUCUUGAAAGAAAUCUAAUGUUUUAGAGCUACUCUACAGAUUUUCAUAGCGCUAACAAAAUUGAUUGCAAGUAUUUGUAAAAUGACCUGUGAAUAUUGCAAAUGAGACUUCAGCAACCGAAUAUUGUAUUGUACAGUGCUCUAGAGGAAGAAGUUGCUUACAAAUUUCGCUGCUGUGAUACGUGAUUAUAUGCAGUAUUAAUUAAAGAAUAUUCACCACAUUAUUACAUUAAAUCUGAGAGUACAAAACCUGAAGUUAGUUGAUGGCAGGAGCGUUCUUUUCAGGGAUUCUGUAAAGGUUUAGCUCUGCUAGAGAUUGUCAGAACUGCCAAGUAAGGUAUUUUUAUUGCAUUUAAUGGAAUGCUUAGUGGACAAAUAUCCCUGAUCAAAAUGCAAAACAAAAAAUUAUAUAAUCUUCUAAUCAACUGAGAAUAUAUGUUGAAAAGCAUAUUUUUAAGCUACUGCAUCUCCCAUCCAUACUCUAAUGUAUGGUUAAUAAUUAAAGCUUGUUCAAUAAAUGUAUAACUUGAUUUACUUUGAUUUUUACUACAAGAAGAAAUGUACAGAGGCACGAUUUCUAACAGUUGUAUAAAGCCUGAAAUUUUGUAUUUUGACUGUGUACAAAAGUAAAUGUAAUAUAUAACUCUCCUUUCUAACAAAUGUACUGUGUGUUCACAAGGGACUAUUUUUAGUACAAAUAUGUUUUGUUGCAAAGGAAAUCCCUGUUUGCACUGCUUUUUAUUACAGAAGACUCGAUCAUUUUACUUUACAAAGGCAUUAAAGUCAAGUACAUGGAAGAAAGGCUUAAAAUUACAUAAGUUUGUACGUUACCCAAUAAUAUAAAUGUAACACAGGAACUUUUAAAUUGAAAUAAACAUUCUUGAAGAGUUUAGUUCAAACUGAGUUUCUGGAAAAUGUUACUAUGAUAUCUCACAGACUAAAAAGCUCUGACUUAAACAAUAAUAAUGCCGUUGACUGAGCAGACACUACUUGGUGCUUCAGCUCUGGUACUAGCUCUACUUAUUUUGAGUUAAACUUAGAACAUUGGUAACCAUUGCAACAUCCUUGAUGCUUAAAAUAUUUAAAAUCUAUACUUUCUUAGAAUAUACUCUAUAUAUUUUUCUGUGCGUAAUAUGCCUUGUUUAGUACAUAAAGUGAUUUACCAUGGAUUGGGACAAUAUAGUAAGGCAGGUUGGAGAAGCAUCUAACACCUUUUCUGAGGGUAUUCAUCAGUUAAGAUCUUGACCUGCAUUUGAGGAGCAUGAGUGAUGGUGUUUUCUUUAUUGCCUGCUGCUUCCACUCAGCAUAUCUUGGUGUUGUACAUCAUUCACAAUAAUGAGACAUAAUAUAAUAUUUUCCAUGUGAAGGCCAUACAUAGAUAAGAGCAGUUUUUUGUCCUAUGUAUUUUUACAAAAAUGUCGUGAAAAGUUUUAUGAGGUGCCAUGCCACAGCACCUGUAUUCAUGACAUAAAUCACGGAUAAGCAAAAUAAAGCAAAAAUUAAGGCCAAGUUCAUAUCGGAUCCAUUUCAGUACAGGAAAGGCCAAUUGAAAUGAUGAAUGAUGGAAUACCUGGAUGUUGCCACUGAAGAAGACCUCCAUGUUGGGACAAGACUGCCAAACCGAGACCACCCCUCUGGGACAUGGUGACCACCAUGCUGGAACGAAUCUGCCCCUCCCAGGAUGUGGCGACUGCCUGCCAGUCUGUUAGGAUACCCAUACAGUAGACAUUAUGACAGGUAAAUACUGGAAACGGUUCUUCUCAGUUACUUCACAAUUGUUCCUGAAGGUAGAUCUUGUCUCCUUCUAAUCUUGAAGCAAAAUUAUCCCUGUAUGGAAAAUUUCAUGUUCUGUGGAUGAAUGAUAUUACAAUUGCUGUAAUCUUAGACUUGAUUGAAUGUUAUAAAAUGCUGUUCGUUCUCUCUUCUUUAGCCAAAGCAUUAAAUCUGGCUAAGGUUUGGACUGGUUCACUUAACUAAUAUGAAUUUAUUUGGAAUGAUAUGGAGAUAUGAAACACAAAAGAUACUUUAUUUCUUUCCUUUUUUAAAAUGUAUAUGCAGAAGAGGUUAAAGGAACUAAAUGGAUAACUGUCAGAGGAACUGGCACUACAGACCAAAUAGUUUCCUUCCUCAUGGAAAAAAAAUGUCUAUUAUUGAUUUAUAAAUCCUUAGUUGGUCCAACUAAACUUUUUUUAAGACUGAUUCCCCAGCAUUGUUUUCUUGAAAUUGCAUUAAACCAAGUUAUUACAUUGAAAAUUAAAUCCAUUUCCAUUUAUAGGUACACUGUUUAAAGCUUAUUUUUUGUUAAAGCUUUUUAAUGAAAGUUUUCCUUGUGCUAAGAGAAAACAUUUAAACACUUGCCGAAAUUUUAUUUAGUUUACACAAUUAUAGGGAGUUCAAGAAGAGUACUAGCAUGCUUUGAAGGCUUUAAUUUCCUGUUGCCCAGGAAAUUAGCACAUAUCAACUUCAUCUUUUGUUCAGUUUAUGCCUCACAUUUGUUCUUCUGUUGGUGAUAUUUGCUUUCUCCAAAUUUCUUAUUGGUUUAAAAAGAUUUAUUGUGCAGUAUUUCAAUAGCUAUGACAUACAUUUUCUGCCAUUUAUAAGGAAACUGCUUUUAUUAAAAAUGUGCCAUAAAUUCUUGACAUGGAAUAUUUUGUCUCUGUAGGAUGCUGUCCUUUUAGUUAUGUACAUAAAAUUGCAUUUAUCUCAACAAUUUAUUGUUUCACACAUUGUAAAAUGUGAAUUGAUAAUAUUGUAGACUAAAAUGAUCAGUUGUAUCUGCCAUUGCAAAAAACAGAGUUUCACAAUAACCUCAUGCUGUUCAGUUGAAACCUCAAACUUUUACUUCAGAAC